Molecule: messenger RNA, 4944 nt
Organism: Orbicella faveolata
Lineage: Eukaryota; Metazoa; Cnidaria; Anthozoa; Scleractinia; Merulinidae
Source: RefSeq, a predicted model, not a curated record
AUGGGAACUGGAGCUCGAGCAGGGACAAUUAAGAUCUCCAACACAACGUUUGACAGGAAUAAUAAACGUGCAGUAGUUAUAACCCCUAACUUCAGAGUCACACUUGAAAAUGUAACAGUGUCUUCCUCGAUGGAUGGUGUCGUUAUGCGGCCGCCUUAUGACCAGAUGCUGAACAGGAACGGUUUUCAUUUACACGUUGUUGUGAAUAACUGCAUAUUUCGAAACAACCAGAACGAUUUGUAUGCUUUGCUAAACAACAGUAUCAAUGUCGGCUUCCUCGUCACCAACACGCUAUUUGACGGCAGAGAAAGAACAGAGAAUCAGUCAACGUUUGGUAUUCGUGUCAUUAUACCUUACCUAGAAAGAACAAAUGUUUCUGCUGCGACAAAAAUCGAGAUAGAAAAUGUUACCUUCAUUGGACGGCCGUCAAAUACGUUUGCGUUGCUUUCCAAGGGGAACAAAACGGUUAAUAUACGCCGAUGCAUAUUUCGGGACAGCUUUACUGUAGAAAUAGACAAUUGGAUUAACAGACGAUUCAAGAACAUGCCUCGCUAUGUGACAAGUCAGGGGGCACUUUUUUUUCUCUUCGACUCCGAUGAAAUGGUGAAAAGAGGAUGCGUUCCUUCUACUGUUACAACCAACACCCAUCGCAAAUGGAGGUACACAAGUCACGUGUUGUUUGAAGACACCUUGUUUCAAAAUAACUCUGGAAGAAUCUCAGGAGCAGUUCAGAUCAUCAAUGGUUACGUGAAGUUUCACAGAUGCAGUUUCAUCGACAAUUUUUCCGAAAGAGACAUUGGCCAAGUAUAUGUCGGGUACGGAAGCGCCAAGGUCGAGUUUAAGAGCUGUAUGUUCAAACGCACGAAAACCGAAGGGACAUACCAAGGCAUACCAAGAUACACCUUUGUAGUUGGAAGAUUUCUGCGUUCAGAGAGCGGAGGCCCACUCAAGAUAGAAAACACUUCCUUUCACUCCGACAUUGACGACAGAAACAAACAUCAGUCUGUUUUGAGAAUAUAUUCAAGCGGUUAUUUCCACAUGGACCAGAGCUCAACGAUCCAGUGUGCAAUAGGCAGCUCUCUGCAGUUCAAGAAUCUCUCUCACUUCAUUUACGAAGGUGGAAAGGGAAACAAUUUUUGCCGUCUUAAAGUAACAACUGUACUCUUCAGUUGUAGAAUGUGCCCUUCUAAAAUGUACAGUCUUGACAGAGGACAUACUAAAGGACUAGCCAUUCGUAAUUACAUCAAGUGUCUUCAAUGUCCAUUUGGAGGUCACUGCAACGGACUCAACAAUAUUCUGGCAAAACCAAAUUUUUGGGGUUACAAAAUUACUAAUGGAAGUAAUUUUUCUUCGUUGAAAUUCUUGCCUUGUCCUUGGGAAUACUGCCGUUAUCAAGAUCCCAAUUCAUACCACGAAAACGAGUACAACAGCUGCCAUGGUUUUAGAUCUGGGAUUCUUUGCGGUCAAUGUGCGGAUGGGUAUUCUGAGACACUGUUUUCUUCGCAUUGUAGGAAAUCAUCAGAAUGCAACUGGAAUUAUACGCUGUGGAGUUUGAUGGCCCUUUACUAUGUCUUGUUGAUCAUUUAUUUGUUAAAGAAGCCUUCCAUGGUACUGUUUUUAAAAGAGCAGAUUCUGUGGUUUAGGAACGAUCGACAACGAGCUGGAUCCCUGGAACUCUCAGCGGGUCACAACGAGGAAGACCUAGAGUAUGGCUACAUUAAAAUUGCGUUUUUCUUCUAUCAAGUUGCUGACUUGCUUAGCACUGAUUCGUUAGAGAACACGAUGGCCAAGGUUCCUUACAUUUCCACAGUAGUUGCUCUUUUUAACUUUGAAGUAAAUGUCGUCGACAAAGGAAUCGGCUGCCCAUUCCCUGGCCUCACGGCGGUUACAAAAGAGCUCUUCCUCUCUGCCCUAGUUUUUGUCGCCAUAGCUCACGUCUUCAUCAUUUACUGUCUUCAUUUGGCAGUGAACCUGACCUUGCGGAGAGGUAAGCCAUUGUUUGCUCAUUACGUCGCCGUUGCCGUGGAGAUACUGUUGCUAGGUUACGAUCGCCUUGUAGAAACAUCUCUCAAACUGAUGCAUUGCGUAUCUGUUGGUUCCGUGUGGCGUCUCUACUUUGAUGGAAACAUCGUUUGUUGGCAAUGGUGGCAGUAUGGUCUCCUGGCAUUUAAUGCAAUUUUUGUCGUUCCAUUUGUUGGUGUUCUUUACUGGGGUUCAAGCAAACUUUAUAACAAGACUAUAUCUUGGAAAGAGUUUGUUGGGGCUUGCAUCAUACCACUUCCCUUCCUUGUCCGCUGGCUUGUGAAGGGUUUAUACCGCCGCACCAGGCAAAAUCGCAACCCAACUCAGAUCCGCGAUGAAUGCACCGAUGAAAUUUCCAAGAUAUUGUACGGCCCAUUCCGUCCACCCGGUGACAAAGAUCAAGGCACGCUCUACUGGGAAAGCGUUCUGAUUGGUGGAAGGCUUGUCCUUCUCACAUUCCAGUCCUUCAUUCCAAAUUCCAUGCUUCUUUUCUUGUGCAUGUCCACGACAUGUGUCCUGAUGUUGGCCCUUCAUUUAAUCAAGAAGCCAUUCCGAGACCCUGUGGCGGACAAACUUGGAACUUUAUCUCUGGGCUUGCUGGCCUGUGUAGCGAUCAUGAACCUCACGGCGGCCACCUUGACGUCUUUUGCUGUGAAACCCGAGGGGCCUAACAGACACAUCAUGGUGGUUUUAAGGUGGAUUAUAGUAGCUGUUCUUUGCUUCUUUCCCGUGGUGAUUGCACUGCUAUUCCUGUUUGCAUUGUUUUCUCAGCUAGUUCGGUUUGUCCUGUUCCUCAAGCGGAAAAUAUACAUUCGUUUUUCUGCGCGGAGACUGUACUACGAGUAUCUAGAUGACAGCACCGCUUUUCUAACUGAUUGAAAUGGAAAGAACAAUCCAAACCUGCAGAGCAAUAUGGAAGGACAUUCUUGUGAAUCAACUAUUGAACAACUCGAUCAACAAACAACGGCCAGAUUUCUAUAAACAACUGUCUUGAAAUCAAAACCAAGACAAUUGUUUCGAUCGGCUAAUCAUGCAGACAAACACAAACAACCCAGUGAACUGUUUCAAAUUGUGUAAAUGGCGCCAACCGCGGGAAGACAUGCCACCUGCGAAAAGCGCGGGAAAACUCGCCUAAGUAAAAUUAUGGUUGGAUUAGUUUUUAUCCUGAUUUACUGAGACUUCCAAGUAAUAUAAAAUGCGUUUUUAAGAACCUAUUGCCUCUUUUCAACCCGAGUUAAAAAGAGUGGAACUAGCACAUGUUUACUUUCACCUUACUUGCCAUAAUUAACUUAAAACCAUUAUAUUUUAUUAUGUCAUAAGCAGGGGUGGUGGAUCCAGGAUUUUUCUUAGGAAGGGUGCACCACCAAGGAGUGGCGAACUGACUAGUGAGGGAAACAAAUUUUGAAAGCGAAUACUAAGAAGAGAGCUUCAUUCCAGGGGGGUGCACACCCCCUGCACCCUCCCCCUAGAUUCGCCUCUGCUGAGCAUCUUGUUAAGACAUAGCUUUGUUACAGUAUCUAUAUAACAGGGUCUAAGUAUUUGAAAGCCUACUAUACUGCAGUCGACGUUUUGAAAGUACAAACUAAUGCUUUGUUUUUUUUUCGUCAUAUAAUUGAGAGAUAAUUGUUACAAGUCAAAAGCAGUCUUACUGGUACUUAAUAACUUAAAACAACUUUUGAAAGUUUCAAAACAAGCGGAAGAUUAAAAGAUAAUUUUCUGUAAAAGUUCAACUCUGAUAUUGGCCGAUAUUAGAGUAUUGGCAUGGGAACUGGUCCCUGGGUGGGUAGAGGGUUAAAAAAAGGACAGGCGGAGAGAUCCCAGUGCAGACUGGGCAGAGAGAUCUCCGCUCAGCUUAACCAAUUUCCUUUUCUUCCCUUUCCUACUAGGGGGCCUGUUUACAGGCUAGCACAGUACCCAAUAAGAUACUCUUUUCAAGACGUAAACACCCCCUAGAUUUUUAGACCUAUACAUGAUUUUCUAUAACCUAUUUCAUACCUGACCUAAAAACAUGUCUCAAAUAAGAUCCAAGGAAUGUCUAUUGCUUAUGUAAACAUCCCCUGAUGAGAACAAUUAAGACCGCAGUACACCAAAAGCAACCCCUAGUUGAGACCAAAACAAUUCAAACUACAGUGUGUAAUAUGUUGAGUCCCUUAAGCCCAUCUGGCUUGUAGCUGUCAGCACUUUACUAGAGUUUCUGUGGCACUUAUGCUGCUAGGAGGUUUGCUAACCCCCCCCCCGCCCCGCCCUGCAUGGGAUGCUAGUCCAUGUUCUGUCAGGUUGCCCCAAUAUUCAAAAUGACGCAAAAAUUACAGUGCAAAAUAACACUAAUAUUUAAACCUUUAGUAACAUGCAGUAUUUUAUUUUAUGCAAAGUUAACACAUUCCUUUGAGGACAAUCUAAAACUAAGCAACCUUGUAACUCUAUGUCAAAACCCCAGAGGGGGGGGGUGACUCCCACGUCAAAAGGUCAGGGAUGCUCGUUGUCUCACUGAGGGAUGUAAAUCAAGGAUUUUGGUCUCACUUGGGGGUGUUCAGGACAAAUGCCACUACUUUUAGCUGUUAAAGUAUCUUUUUGUGUGCAAUCAAAGAAGUAAUAAUAAAAAUAAAUGUUCUCAUUUCCUCUUGUAGCCUCGAUUUCCGCCGCUCUCUUGAGUCCAGUCUACCAGCACAGGUUCGUCUUCUAAACAGCGGCUGGUAAUCAAGCCUAAUAAAGCCUGAGCCAUGCCCUGAUUGGUCUCUUGUAGAGCUUUAAUUCAAAUUUUUAGAUGAGCUCCCCCAACCUUUUCGUAUGGGAUUCCUCUCCUCUCGGUGGUUAAAACGUCUGUUCCUUUAUAUGUUUAGGCAAACAUCCUCAAUCGUCUAUUGAUUGUAAUGUUUUUGAUUUCCUCAAUUGCAAAAGAUCUGCUUCAAUUAAGAUUUUUUA